This is a messenger RNA of Torulaspora delbrueckii, 1041 nucleotides long. It is a transcript of the gene TIF34, whose product is annotated as translation initiation factor eIF3 subunit i. Gene Ontology annotation, biological process: cytoplasmic translational initiation. Gene Ontology annotation, molecular function: RNA binding; protein binding; translation initiation factor activity. NCBI's taxonomy places the organism in Eukaryota, Fungi, Ascomycota, Saccharomycetes, Saccharomycetales, Saccharomycetaceae. The record is from RefSeq and is a predicted model, not a curated record. Bases 1 to 1041 code for a protein of 346 amino acids. The transcript has a single exon. Gene Ontology annotation, cellular component: cytoplasm; eukaryotic translation initiation factor 3 complex, eIF3m.
AUGAGACCUAUUAUGCUGGUUGGACAUGAACGUCCACUUACACAGGUCAAAUACAAUAAGCAGGGCGACCUGGUGUUUACCUGCUCCAAGGAUAACGUGGCGAGCGUGUGGUAUUCGAUCAACGGUGAAAGAUUAGGAACUUUAGAAGGUCAUACCGGUAGUAUUUGGUCCAUUGAUGUUGAUCAGUAUACUCAGUGCUGUGUUACAGGCAGUGCUGAUUACAGUAUCAAAUUGUGGACCGUAUGCGAUGGUCAAACCGUUCACACAUGGAAGUCACCAGUGCCCGUUAAACGUGUAGAGUUCUCACCAUGUGGUAACUAUAUCCUAGCUGUCCUGGAUGAUGUUAUGAAAUACAUUGGGUCCAUAAACAUUUACCAAGUGAAGAGAGACCCAGAGACUGGCGCAGUCAUUGAAUGUAUUGACGAGCCAGUUCACUGCAUCGAAACUCACGAAGGUCUUGCAGCAGCUACUGUCGCUGGUUGGUCAACCGAAGGCUCCUACAUUCUAGCGGGUCACAAAGAUGGUCAAGUGAGCAAAUACAACACCAAGAACUAUGAAUUCGAAGGGUCCAUCCCACUACACACCUCUAACGUCAGUGAUGUGCAAUUCUCACCCGAUCGCACAUAUUUCAUCACCUCUUCAAGAGACUCCAACGCCUUCAUCGUCGAUGUCGAUACACUACGUGUUCUAAAGCAAUACGAAGCAGAUUGCCCCUUAAACAGCGCAUGUCUAACCCCCUUGAAGGAGUUUGUCAUACUGGGAGGUGGUCAAGCAGCAAGAGAUGUCACUACCACUAGUGCCCGCGAGGGUAAAUUCGAAGCCCGUUUCUACCACAAGAUCUUCAUGGAAGAAAUCGGGCGUGUCAAGGGUCAUUUCGGUCCACUAAACUACGUCGCAGUGAGUCCACAAGGGACUUCCUACACUUCCGGUUCAGAAGAUGGUUUUGUCAGAAUCCAUCAUUUCGAAAAAUCCUACUUUGACUUCAAAUACGAAGUCGAAAAGGCCGCAGAGGCCAAGGAACACAUGCAAGUCGCUGCCUAG